AUGAGACUCUUCAGCCCAGCUCAGAGCCUGCUCCCGUUGAACCACACCAAUGAGUCGCAGAUGCAGGUGGCACUGGUGCAGCGCUCCGAAGGCCGUGGCCGCGGCGCACGCCAAUCCUCGGAGGAGCUAGAUGCGGUGGUGUCCAGCAAGUUCUUCGACGACAUCGCAGAUGGUUUCGAGUCCAUUGGCCAGGGCAUCGCGGAUGUGGGCAUGACGGUUGGUAGCGCCGUGGGCAAUGCAGCUGUGGUGGUGGGCAACUCCGUGGUAGAGACAGCGGAAACUGCGGUGGACGCCCUGCCAUCGGAGCUCAAAGAUGCGGCGAAUUCCUUGGGGAACGCUGUGGUCACAGCCGCGGAGGCCGUCGGGGAUGUGGGGGAGAUGGUGGUGGACGCAUACGUGGACUUGGCGGAUGCUGCCCUCUCGGCCGCGGAGCAUGCAGCCGAGCAGGCCGCCAAAGUGGGAAGUGCCCUGGGGAACAAGAUCGCGGAUGCAGCUCAUGCCAUUAGAGAAGGCAUUGAAAAAAUUGAAAAAGUCGGCGCCAUGGCCGUUGGUUUUGCUAGGGCGGCGUGGGAAGCGAUCAAGGACUGGAUCAAUUGUUUGGUGAAUUUCAUGGAUAACUUCAUGUGCAGGGUCUUGAUCGGUGAUCAGUGCGACUGCGAUGCUGGCAAUGGUUUGGAUAUCUCUGGCGGUGGUCUCUCGCUGACGUGUAGGCGGAUCCGCAGGCCUGUGCUAACAAAUUGCAAGUGCAGUGGACGCCCAUUCGAGUUUCAAGCAUGCUUGUUUGGAAUUGCAGCAUGCUAUGUGGCUGAAAUCAGCACAUUUGGGCUAGGUUUUGAUUCCGGUGCGACGGUUGCGCAGUGCAGGUAUGUUUGUCUGGAAUUGCAACAUACGAUGUGGCCGAAAUCUGCGCAUUUUGGCAAGGUUCUGAUUCCGGUGCAACGGUUGCCCAGCGAGCUGAGGUGA
Molecule: messenger RNA, 963 nt
Organism: Symbiodinium sp. CCMP2456
Lineage: Eukaryota; Dinophyceae; Suessiales; Symbiodiniaceae
Source: the annotation of a GenBank genome assembly